Molecule: messenger RNA, 327 nt
Organism: Fusarium odoratissimum NRRL 54006
Lineage: Eukaryota; Fungi; Ascomycota; Sordariomycetes; Hypocreales; Nectriaceae
Exons: 2
Coding region: 1-327 (108 amino acids)
Source: RefSeq, a predicted model, not a curated record
AUGCCUUCCGUCGGCAAUCCCAACGGCCCCUCCAAGAACCGCCUUGCGGCGCGCGCCUCAAGUGCCCGCAAGGAGCGACGCAAGCGAUCACAAGCACCCAAGGAUAAGGUCGCAAAGGCCGAUACUACACGAGGCGCAAGGCCAGGUCUUUUGCCUACGAGUGGACCUAGGGCCAAGUUGAGCGCUAAGAAGGCGCGCAAGAUGGAGAAGAGACUGGCGCAUGCUAUGAAGAGAAAGAUGGAAGCCGAGGGCGAGGCGGAGAUGAAGGAUGCGCCAGAGGUUGAAGGCGAGAAGGCUGAGGAGGUUGAGAUGGGCGAUAUUCAGUGA